AUGGAAUCUGUCGCUUCUACCACUGGAUCUCUCGGCUCUCGUCGAAGUUACGGCGGGAAGAAAAAGCGCAUCCUGCUGCCCGGAUCGUUCUGCUCCUGUACCGUGAACACCUCCCACGAAUUCUCUACGGUCGAAAGCUCGGGCGUUCAGUCAAGUAUUGCUACCCCUGGUAUCAGCACUGUUGAGAGCACCACGCGACCGGUUCACAAACUCACCUGCCUCAUGUUUUAUGAAGCGGGAAAUGGUGAUCGUACCCCUGAGGAAGUCGCUGCAUCCGCAUUGCAGAAUUUGAAGGUCUAUAUCUGUGACCAGGUACAGCAGGGUUCUCAAACGUACUCGGACGACCAAGUGGCAGAAAUCAAAGGUUUACUUGAAGAGUACGAAAGCCUUGUCUGUGGGUUUGUCAAGGUGGAGACAGAUUUGAUCGCUGCUGCCCGCGAGUUCCACGGGAGGGUUUCCGCUGUGAGCGAAAGGCUGAAGGCAAUCUAUGGCGGAGAUUGGAUCCGGAGAAAACUGAUGGUGGGCGGGGGCAUGGUUGUCAUCAACCACUGCAUCGACAUGCGUACGAGCUUCUCGAUGGGGCCAGCUAAAGGCUCAUUUGACAUCCAUCCGGUCGCGAUGUUUGCCCGAGCCCUAUUUCUGCCUGAAGACGUGACGGAACUCGGCGGGUGA
Filobasidium floriforme is the source of this 672-nucleotide messenger RNA. RefSeq lists its product as uncharacterized. Bases 1 to 672 code for a protein of 223 amino acids. NCBI's taxonomy places the organism in Eukaryota, Fungi, Basidiomycota, Tremellomycetes, Filobasidiales, Filobasidiaceae. The transcript has 2 exons. The record is from RefSeq and is a predicted model, not a curated record.